CAGCUGGGCGGGGGGUUCCAGCGGGACCAGAGCUACAGCGGGGAGAUCACACAGCUCAACCUCUGGGCCACAGAGCUCGCCAACCACACCAUCAAGAGGGUGUGUGCGUGUAGUGAGGACGUGGAGGGGUCAGCGUUGGGCUGGUCUGUGAUGGAGUGGCGGUUGUCGGGCCAGGCUCGAACCCUCACCCGUCUUCUUCCUCAACUCUGCGCCUCUGCCCCCCGAGCCUUCGUCUACUUCCCUCACCGCUUCCCCAUCAACCAGGCCCUCCAUCUCUGUCAGGAUGAGGCGGCCAUGGCGUGGUGGACCCCCAAGAGUGAUGGCAUGUACCCGUAUGGCACCAAGCCCUGGACUCUGGGCUCUGACCUGUGCAACAUGGACGCUGGCCACACCGUCAACCUCACUCUCUCAGUGUGUGGCUCGGGCAUGUUUACCUGCAGAAGCGGCUCCUGUAUUGGGCUUCACCAGCGGUGUGACCUGAAGGUAGACUGCCCAGACAAGAGUGACGAGGUUCAGUGCACCCUGGUGGACAUAUUACCAGGCUACAGUGUCAAUAUACCUCCGCCACCACUUGCUGGGGAGUCACAGCUGUCUGUCUACUUCAUUAUCAACAUCUUGUCGUUCCCUUCAAUAGCCACAGAAGAUCUUACCUUCGUCAGCACCAUGGAUAUAACAAUGCAAUGGAAAGACACAAGACUUAGAUAUUUAAAUCUGAAGGAGGACCGGACCUUAAAUGUUGUCUCAGAUGAAUACGUGUCAAAGAUCUGGACCCCUCAAGUGUUCUUCAGCAACGCGAAAGGCAAUGUGUUUACUAACCUCGAUAAAGGCUCACGUGUUGAGUGUAUACAAGAGGGCAAGCCUGUGGCUGGUGGGCCAGACCUUCCGGAGGAAGUGAGCAUGUUCGCGGGGAGUGAGAACAGUGUGCAGGUGAGCCAACUCUACAGCGUCACCUACAACUGCGACUUCAACCUCCUCAUGUUCCCCUUCGACGCCCAGGCGUGUGCCCUGACCUUCCGCCUGGUCUCCGCCUCCGCCGCCUACCUCACCCUCGUACCGGGACACGCUAACUACUCCGGCCAGAUCAACCUCGUCGAGUAUGCUAUUGGUCGUUUGUCCAUCAGCUCGUUCAAGGACGGAGGGUUCUCGUCCGUGGCUGUUCAAGUGAGGUUCGCGCGCCGCUACGGCUUCUACCUCCUCACGCUCUACAUCCCUACCAUCCUCCUUAUCUUCAUCGCUUAUGCUACCUUCUUCUUCAACCCUGAUGACUUUAACUCCCGUAUUACUGUGUGUCUCACGGCGCUUCUGGUCCUGGCGUCUCUCUACACCCAGACAUCCGGCUCCCUGCCCAAGACAUCAUACUUUAAGCUGGUUGAUGUCUGGCUCUUCUUCUCCAUCGUCAUGAUGUUCAUUAUUGUACUCUUGCAGACUCUCAUUGACUUCUACCACCAGAAAAUGUUUGAUGAUAACAGCAGAGUUGUUCAAUAUUUUAGAAAAAUGUACACGAGCUACUGCAAAAUAAUGCAAAAAUUUACUGAAGAAAACAAACUGACAAAUGAGUUAUCUGAUAAAGAUUCAACACCAAAAGCUAAAUCAAAUGGCAUUCAAAUUGAAGUAAAGAGCCUAGAGAUUUGUCGUUCCAAAUCCCGAACGAGAAGUUGUGUGAGCGGCGGAGGCCCAGAAGCGGCAGACACUGAUGGUGUAGAGAGCGAGGCGGCGCGACGCAUACCUGUGUAUGGACGUGCUGUGCGGAGGAUAGACUGGACCACCAACCAGGAUGUCAACAUGAGACUCAUGGAGAAGAGCAGGGUCUUGAUCCCUGCUAUCUUCAUCAUAUUCAACUGCACUUACUGGGGAGCAGCUCUUGGGUAUGUCAACACCAUAGAUGAUUGAAUUGAAAAAGGUGAAUAGAUACAACAGUGUCCCUAGAUGACAACGGCAGUCCAAAACGGCACAAGUACUCCAGAUGCUCCUUGAUGA
This is a messenger RNA of Procambarus clarkii (red swamp crayfish), 1977 nucleotides long. RefSeq names its product glycine receptor subunit alpha-2. Gene Ontology annotation, biological process: signal transduction; regulation of membrane potential; monoatomic ion transmembrane transport. Gene Ontology annotation, cellular component: plasma membrane; neuron projection; synapse. Gene Ontology annotation, molecular function: neurotransmitter receptor activity; protein binding; extracellular ligand-gated monoatomic ion channel activity. Lineage: Eukaryota; Metazoa; Arthropoda; Malacostraca; Decapoda; Cambaridae. The record is from RefSeq and is a predicted model, not a curated record.